Molecule: messenger RNA, 3027 nt
Organism: Gopherus flavomarginatus (Mexican gopher tortoise)
Lineage: Eukaryota; Metazoa; Chordata; Testudines; Testudinidae
Gene: TINAGL1
Product: tubulointerstitial nephritis antigen like 1
Exons: 12
Coding region: 162-1562 (466 amino acids)
Biological process (GO): proteolysis
Cellular component (GO): lysosome
Molecular function (GO): cysteine-type peptidase activity; peptidase inhibitor activity
Source: RefSeq, a predicted model, not a curated record
CCAGUGUGUGCGAGACAGCCAGGCCCAGAGGAGUGGCUCCACUGCUCUGCCUGUGGUAGGAUUUCUGUCCUGCAGGGGGACGACAGGGCUUUUGCUGGAGAGUCCAGACUGCUGCUGUGCUGGGACAAGCACGGUUCAGAGCCAGGGACGUUGGCCCAGAGAUGAGGCUGCUGUGGACUCUCCCGACCCUCUGGCUGUUGGCAGCAGAGGAUCUCUCUGCCCACAGGGCCCGGACCCGCAGAGAGCUGGCACCGGGCUUGCAUGAGCGGGGGAUCCGUGACGCCGGCGGCUCGUACUGUGAGAGGAAUGAUGCCUGCUGCGCCGGCAGGGACGAUGCCUGCACCGUGCCCUACCUGGAUACCAUCUGCUACUGCGACCUCUUCUGCAACCGCACCGUCUCUGACUGCUGCCCUGACUUCUGGGAGUACUGCCUGGGCAUCCCGCCCCCUGUGGUUGUGCUCAAAGGUUGUGAUCGUGGUGGACAGAAAUACCCAACUGGAGCCACCUACAGAGAAAACUGCAACCUCUGCACCUGCAGCGGGAACGGGAAGUGGGACUGCGAGCAGCAUGCCUGCCUCAUCGAUGGCGAGAUGAUUGAUGCCAUCAACAGAGGGAAUUAUGGCUGGAGAGCCGCCAACUACAGCCAUUUCUGGGGGAUGACACUGGACGAAGGGAUCCGCUACCGGCUGGGGACCAUCAAACCACCCCCCCUGGUCAUGCACAUGAACGAGCUGCAGAUGAGCAUGGACACCAACGAGCAGCUCCCCAGCCAUUUCAACGCAGCUGACAAGUGGCCCGGGUUGGUCCUCGAGCCCCUGGACCAGGGCAAUUGCGCCGGCUCCUGGGCUUUCUCCACGGCAGCGGUGGCAUCGGACAGGAUCUCCAUCCAUUCCAUGGGGCACAUGACGCCUGCCCUGUCCCCCCAGAACCUGAUCUCGUGCGACACCCGGAACCAGCAGGGCUGCAGCGGGGGCCGGAUCGACCGGGCCUGGUGGUAUCUGCGCAGGAGAGGGGUGGUGACUGACAGCUGCUACCCCUUCACCAGCUGGGAGAAGGACAGCUCCCCCGCAGGCCGGCCCUGCAUGAUGCAAAGUCGUUCCACGGGCAGAGGGAAGAGACAAGCCACCCAGCGGUGCCCUAACCCCCAGACCCACUCCAACGAGAUCUACCAGUCGACCCCCGCCUACCGCCUCUCCUCCAGCGAGAAGGAGAUCAUGAAGGAGCUGAUGGAGAAUGGGCCCGUGCAAGCCAUCAUGGAGGUUCACGAGGAUUUCUUUGUGUACAAGAGUGGAGUGUAUCGGCACACGCCGGUGAUGGCUGGGAAGCCGGAGCACCACCGGAGACACGGCACCCACUCAGUGAAAAUCACAGGGUGGGGAGAAGUGAGGACACCCCAGGGGCAGACUCAGAAGUACUGGGUGGCUGCGAACUCCUGGGGCAAGCACUGGGGAGAGGGCGGCUACUUCCGCAUCGCCCGGGGUGCCAACGAGUGCGAGAUCGAGACCUUCGUGGUGGGCGUCUGGGGCCGCGUCAGCAUGGAGGACAUGAGGCGCCGGAAGUGAGCCAGCCGGGUGGCCCUGUGUGGCACGGGGAGGCCGUUCCUCCCACAGCCCCGACGUGCUCCAUGUGUGAUCUGGACCCAGCCAAAGGCAGCUGCAGCAGACUCUGGCUCCGUCGCUACCCCCAAGGGACCCCGAAGGAUCCCCAGCCAGCUGCCAGCCUCUCCCAGGACUACGUAGGGCUCUGGGAGGCCUGGCACCCCGGGGACCUGGGUGAAUCCCUGAGGACUCAUGGAGCUGCCACCAAGGAAUGUCUUCAUAACAUGGGCCACACCCUCUCCUGGUAACGGACCCUCGGCCCUGAGCAGUCCCUAGCAGGAGACAUGCUGGGACCCUCUGGGGUGCUCCUUAGUGAGGACUGAGGGCUGUUUAUGCUACUCAGGCGGGGUUUGGGGCUGUGGGGCUGGGGUGCCUUGGGCCCCACCAUGUGGAAAUCAGAUCGGUCUGUUGCCCCACCCUUUUGGGAAUGCUGCCGCCACCCUUGGGACCCCCGUUGCCCCAGCCCCGUCACCCAUCGCUGGGCUUUUCCCCAGAGAUCCAGAGGGGGCCCUAGGGCUUCCUGGACCCCCAGCUCUCCAGAGACCAACCUGUAGUUAACCCCUUUCAUCUCCCCGGGGGCAGAGUGCCAGGAGUGCCAGUAAGCCACGCCCUUGUCACCCCAGUGGCAGGGGGUUUGCCCCUUCUCUCCAUGCCACUGGGCGAGGAGAUGGCACAGCCUUUCCUGAGAGCCUCCCGUGUUAUCAAGGAGCCCGGUUUCCAGGGGUUACCACCAGCCAUGCUGCCUGGAUGGAGCUGGGCUGGGGCAGGGAAGUAACUGACAUGCUGCCAUUCUUCACCGUGGUCAUCCCUAGCUUUCUCUUCAUCCUAGAGGUCCCCACUCCACACCCCUGGAAGCCCACUCUGGUCUCCCACCCAGUCUCACUCCAGUCCCUACGGGAUCUCCAACCACCCUCCCAAUUUCCCACACACCCUGUCCCCUGCAGCCUUUCCACAGUCCUCUGCUCUGCUUCUCAGCGUCUCACCUCCAAACAACCCUCGUCUCGCGUGGAGCCCCGUUGGGACCCGGGCGAGGCUGGCUUUCUGCUGACACUGAGGCCACGGUGCGCUGGCCCGUAUCUUAUAUGUACUGAGCUCUUGAAAGUGCAUCCCCAGCCCCCUGGCUUUUAACCACGGCCCCAUGCUUUGUACAGGCCGGCAGGGUCUUAGUGCCUAAUCCCGGCCUGGCUAAACAGGCUAUUGUUGGGAGCCUGAGGUCGCUCGGGUGUUUGCGCUUGAGGCCCUCGCUGGCGCUGUCAGCGGUGCGGCCCGAGUCGUGACAGUAAGCUGCAGCCUUUCAUGUCAAAAAGGCAGAGGAUUGUUAAAACAGCCCAGUGCUUCCGCCUGACCGGAGCGGCGGGACAGGGAGGGGGCUUAGACUGCCUACUCCAGCAGAGAAGCCAGGCACCGCUCCAAUAGUGGGAACCUGGGG